Rotaria socialis is the source of this 2082-nucleotide messenger RNA. The record is from the annotation of a GenBank genome assembly. Lineage: Eukaryota; Metazoa; Rotifera; Eurotatoria; Philodinida; Philodinidae.
AUGCCCCAAUGUACGGAUUUUGUAGACGUCGAUUGUGCAAAAAAUCGCCUACAAGAGUAUUGUCAAGGACACUAUAUACCAUUACCAGUCUAUACAUUACUGGAAAAAGCCGGUCCUGAUCAUUCUCCAAUGUUUCAAGUUGAAGUUGAAGUGAAUGGAAUGAUUUAUACAGGUGAAUGGGCUCCAAAAAAGAGAGAUGCAGAAAAACUAGCCGCCUUAGAAGCAUGGAUUAGUAUUCAUAGGCCGCCAUCACCUAUCAAAGCUACACAUACGUGCGAAACAAAUGACCCGUGUGUACUAUUGGAAAAGAUAAAUUUAGAAGAAGAGCAAAACAUUGAAUCAAUGGAAUCGAAGAUAGUCACCAAUGAAGAUGUCGAACCACCAUUUCAUACGAAACGCGUUCCAAUGCGCGAUGGUGUUGAGCUUGUCGUCGACUAUUUUCUGGCUUCACCAACAAGUAAAUAUCCAGCCAUUAUCGAGAUUACACCUUAUGGUCGUAUUCUCGAACGGCCCAACUUCCGUAAUGAAGCUAGCUAUUGGAUCUCACAUGGCUACGCUUUUGUAAUCGCUGAUGUGCGUGGUACUGGUGACUCUGGAGGCGAAUUUCAAUUUUUUGUUAAUGACGGUAAAGACGGAUACGAUCUGAUCGAGUGGAUUGCACAUCAGUCAUGGUCAAACGGACGUGUUGGUAUGCGUGGGGGCUCUUAUACGGGCGGAAAUCAAUGGUAUACUGCGCGUGAACGUCCACCACAUCUGUCAUGUAUUACACCGAACACGUCACCAGGUGGUCCGAUGGAUGGAGUACCUUAUAAUAAUGGUGUAUUUGCAUUGCUAUGGUCAUUAAAUUGGAUUGGAUCUGCUUUAGAUAUCGCGCGGUCGCCAGCGGUGAAUCCUCAUCCGGAUCCCAUGACAUGGUUGAAUCAUCGUCCCCUUCACACAUUAGACGUUUAUGCGACUGGUCGUGAGUUACCUCUUUAUCGAACCUUUCUUGGUCAUCCCACAUUGGACGAUUUUUGGCACUUGAUUGAUUUCACCGCAAAGGAUUUCGAGGUCAUUACAAUCCCGACACUCGCAUUUACUGGUUGGUUUGAUAGCACACUGUCCGGUACAGUCGAGCAUCAUCAGGGAGCACGUCGCUUUUCAUCUCGUAAAGCAGACCACUUUUUAUUCAUUGGCCCUUAUUCACAUGGCACUGCACCCGAUGGUGGAUACGAUUAUAUGACAAAUGAACCAGUACCAACUGUAGGCGACAUUGCAGUGCCUGAUAAUGGUCUUUUACCAGCUAGAGAUAUGACCCGUCAAUUCUAUGAAUGGUGUCUAAAAGACAAGCCGCGACCGGAAUGGAAGCCGAUUAGAAUCUUUGUGACUGGAAGUAACAACUGGAUGACACUCAACAUCUUUCCACCAGAGAACGCUUACGAAAAAUUCAUAUUUUUGACAAGCGAAGGGCAUGCGAACAGCAUCUCAGGCGAUGGGCGUCUUCAAUGGACGCCACCAAUUACUACCAUGAUUGACCAGUAUCGCUAUGAUCCUAGUAAUCCGCUCAUGAUCGAUAUGACUAAGAAACAGUAUGAACUACCUGUUGACAUAAAUGAUCUUCUAGAUCGAAAUGAUAUUCUUGUUUACACUAGUGAAAUAUUAAAUAGUUCUCUGACAGUGAUUGGUAACAUCAUCUUCGAAUUGACAUUUUCGAGUACAGCACAAGAUACAGAUUUGGUAAUUCAUAUGAUAGAUGUCAUGCCAGAUGGUCGUUCGAUCAAGCUUGGUUCGGGAUUCUCCAGUUCCCUUCGCUUACGUUAUCGAGAGGGGUUAGAUCGUGAAGUUCUUAUGGUACCUGGUUCAAUUUACUUCGUUAGCAUAGAUCUAAAUGAAAUUGGACAUACAUUUAUGCCAUUGCACCGUAUUAGAAUGACAAUUACAAGCAGUUUCUAUCCAUGGCACAGCGUGAAUCCAAAUACGGGUGGUCCAAUUGCAACUGACAUUCAACCAUCUAUUGUAGCCAAUCAAACGAUUCAUCACAUACCUAGUCAACCAUCACGCAUUCGGAUGAUGGUGGUCGAGAAUCCCGUAUUUGAUCCAUAA